UCUUUUGUUUUUCUAUUGUAUCAAACGAUAAUUUUUUUUUCAGAUGAUGUGUGUGAAAACUGUGUAGUUGUCUCUCGGCAACCCUAACCUAGACUCAAACGGGUCCUAAAUUGAAUGCAGAAAACGUUUUUCCUCAAAGAUCGGCGUGUCAGUAAAGGGAAGACCCGAAAGUUACGUAUGUGCUAUUGUGAAUAUUAUUUCACGAAAGAGCAGACGAUUUUCAAUUAAAUCGUUUGUCCUUAAGAUGAAUUAGUAUGCAAAAGAAAAAAUUGUGAUUAUGCAGAAGUUUUGUUGGAGUUGGCAUCACGAAUGAUUCUGAUCGUGAUAGUGAAAUGCGGAUCGAAUGAUCGUGAUGAUUUUGAACAAUACAAAUUAUUGGAUAUCCAGUUAGUUUUUAUUAUUUUGAUGAAAUCGUAAAUAGUUUCUCAUGACGUGUUUAUUUGGGAGGUGUAAAAAGUACGUUUUAGCAGACAACGACGAAAAACCUACUGCCAGUCAUCGCAUGAACUCACCAUACAAAAUGUCAAAUUUUCCAGAUUCUUCAGAUAUCUUGAAGUUGUGUGAAUGUCUUUAUGCCAAUUCCUCUCUAUUGUUUCAACAAGAAGUCAAUAAGAUGUUGAUGAAAAAGACUUCUGCAGAAGAGUCUUUUAUUCUUUUCCUCUCCGAAGAUCACCAAGAACUUGCAUGUGAGGUGAUUGGUAAAAGAGUUUUACCUGAAGAAAUCAUCAUUAAUGUUGAAAAUUCUGCUUUUGCCGAGGUGUUAGAAAAGAAAACUGAUGUAAUCAUGAAUAAAGCGAAGCUUUUCAAUUUAGGUAACAAUAAUAACUUGAAUAUUCAAGUACAUUCUUAUAUGUGUGUUCCACUAUUCACAUCUAGUCUCGAAGAAAAAGUUUCAAGUAUUCUUUGUCUAAUAAACAAAAAUAGUUUCACUGUGGAAGAUCUUGAUGCAGUGAAAAGUUGUUCUAAGUAUAUUGCUCCAUUGCUCUAUCGUUUACGUAAAUGUGAAGAUGAAAGAAAGAUUCGGAAGAAAAGCCAAUGCUUGUUACAAGUCAUCAAGACUCUACUUAUACAAAUUGAUAAUGUCAACUUGCUUUUAAAAGAAGUAAUGACUGAAGCAAAGAAAAUAACAGGAGCUGAGAGAUGUUCUUUGUUUCUUCUUGAUAAAGAAGAAAAUGAAUUAGUUGCAAAAGUGUUUGAUGGAAAUGAUGCGGAAGAUCCUAACCAAGUAUGGAAUCCAAAAGAUAUUUGCAUGCCUGCUCAUGAAGGAAUUGCUGGUCAUGUUGCAAUGAGUGGGGAAAUCUUGAAUAUUGGCGAUGCAUAUCAACAUCCACUGUUUUAUCGCAAAAUGGAUGACUUAACUGGAUUUAAAACUAGAAAUAUCUUAUGUUUUCCUAUCAAAGACGACAGUGGAGUUAUUGGUGUAGCUGAAUUAUGCAAUAAAAUUAAUGGCAACCAUUUUACACAAUUUGAUGAAGAAAUUGCUAGUACAUUUUCUGUGUAUUGUGCCAUUUGUAUAAUGCAUUCUCUUAUGUGGAAGAAAGUUAGGGAUGCACAAUCAAGAAGCAGAUUAUCAAAUGGUUUAAUAAUGCAAGCUAAAGUUACUGAAGAAGACAUUCUAAAAAUAACUAGUGAAAUGGCUGAAAGAAAUUUUAUUAAUGAAGAGUUUCAGAAGUUUUCAUAUAUUCCUAGACUUCUUACAGAUUCUGAAGCAGCUAAUGCAACACUUGGAAUGUUUGCAGACCUUGAAUUCUCAAAAUUUUGGAGGCUGAGGAAGACUACAUUAAUUAGGUUCAUUGUUACUGUUAAGCAAGGAUACAGAGACCCACCUUAUCAUAAUUGGAAGCAUGGAUUUUCUGUGGCUCACUUUUCCUAUUUGUUGUUGAAGAAUUUGAAAUUAAUGGGCAAUCAAAUCAGUCCCCUGGAAGGACUUGCUCUUUAUGUAGCCUGCCUUUGUCAUGAUUUGGAUCAUCGAGGAACUACAAGCUCUUUUCAAGUUACAUCUAAGUCGGUCUUGGCUGCUCUAUAUAGUUCUGAAGGAUCUGUAUUAGAGAGACAUCACUUUGCUCAAACAAUGGCAAUUUUACAUGCUGAUGGUUGUAACAUAUUUGAAAAUCUAUCUGAAGAGGAUUACAAGAAAUGUUUAGAUUUUGUGAGGGAAAUUAUCCUAGCUACUGAUUUAGCUCAUCAUUUCCGAAUAAUAAAGGGCAUAAAGAAAGUUCUUGAAGAUGGUUAUGAUGCUUCAAACCCUGAGCAUCAUCGAAUACUCUUAUGCUUAAUGGUCACAUCCUGUGAUUUAUCAGACCAAACAAAAGACUGGAUAAAUACGAAGGAAAUUGCUAAACUUAUAUACAGAGAAUUCUUCUCACAAGGAGAUUUAGAGAAAGCAAUGGGUGUGAAACCAAAUGAAAUGAUGGAUAGAGAGAGAGCUCAAAUACCAAUGCUACAGAUAAGCUUCUUAGAACAAGUUGUCCUGCCCGUUUAUAAACUUCUCUCUGGAUUUUUUCCUGAUUUAAAACAACUUGUUGAUGUUAUUUUGUUGCAUCAAAGGCAGUGGGAGAAAGUUGAUAUUGUUUUUACAGAAAAUUUAUCAGGAAGCAAUAAGUCACCACUCGAUUUUCUUGAGGAUCCUAGAGUUGAUGCAGCUGCUUGUGCUCUUUAACAUCAUUGUUGACAAUGUUCCUUAUAUAAACAUUAGUAUUUCUUUUUUAAUAAUACACGCCUUCAUGAAUUACAGAUAAAGUGCUUUUAAGUGAAAGCAAAAGUCAAAUUUAUGAUUGUUUAAUUCUUUUAUAGUUAGUUUAAAAGUUUUUCAUGUACUAAACAAAGUAUAUGUUUAAGUGAAAAAUGUGCCUUAGAAAUUGUUGAAUUUCUGUAGAAUUGCUAGAACAAAGUAGUAUCUUUUCAAUACUAUAAACUGCUGUGAUAUAAUUUUAAAUUAUUUAUUUAUUCUUGAUAAUUAUUAAAUAUAUUGUUUUCAUCGGAUUGAAUUUUUGCAUCAUGUAAUCAUUAAUAUGAAGUUGCUUUUAUUCUGAGAAAAACUAUUGAGUGUUUUUAACUCUUAAAGUUUUUUAAUACAAAUGAAGGCAUUAAUUUAAAUAUCUAUGCAUAAUUUCUUU
Molecule: messenger RNA, 3116 nt
Organism: Parasteatoda tepidariorum (common house spider)
Lineage: Eukaryota; Metazoa; Arthropoda; Arachnida; Araneae; Theridiidae
Product: cGMP-dependent 3',5'-cyclic phosphodiesterase
Biological process (GO): signal transduction
Molecular function (GO): 3',5'-cyclic-nucleotide phosphodiesterase activity; protein binding
Source: RefSeq, a predicted model, not a curated record